Moneuplotes crassus is the source of this 1434-nucleotide messenger RNA. The record is from the annotation of a GenBank genome assembly. Lineage: Eukaryota; Ciliophora; Spirotrichea; Euplotida; Euplotidae.
AAGGUCCAGAAAUGAUCAAAAAUGACUAAAAAGCUCUAUCUGUUAGAGAACAUUAGCCGUUCAGCCGAGGUUCUGAGGAAACGGAUAUAAGCUACUCAGUGCUAGACCGGUCGUAUACAAAAAGCCGCAAGGUUAGGAAGAAGAAACCUAAGGUCGUGAUUAAAGCUCCUAGUGGAAAAGAAUCCGAACAAGGGGAUGAGAUCGAUAAUAAAUUAGCUAAAGAGAAAGUUAUGGUCCCUGAAGUUACUUUUAAGAGGAAGAAGUCUCACCAGGGGUAAAUAAAUUCAAUAAGAGAAUAACCAAAAAUUUGGAUACCAAGCUCUCUUCGAGAGGCCAAAAUUAUAAUCCUGUAGUAGAGAAAUCAGCCGAUGCUUCAAGUAGUCAUUUCUAUCUUGAAGACCCUUGUAUAAAAUAAAAGAGAAGAAAGCCUCGAACAAAUUGAUAGUAGCCGAUCCUCUGAGUCUAAGGAAGUCACUUUGAGGAGCAUAUUUAAAAGCACUUGUAAUAUGAAAUUUAAUAACUAUACCAAACAUAGUAGUUCUAAGCUUUCCAGUUACCAGAGGAAAGGAUCGAUAAUGUCUGAAGCUAAAAAUCCUCCAGAGGGUUCCAAACUCGAGCAAAACCUAGCAGAUUUUCGGCUAAAUAAAGCCAAAUUCUUGGGAAAUGACUCUUCCGAUAAAGAUCUUGAAGGUUCGUUAGAAUUUAAUACUAAUCAGAUUAUUUUCCAGACUGCUAAUGGACGACGUGUGCGAAACAAACAAUUAGAAUUAGGCUGUAAUAGGAACAUGAAUAUGUCAGUGGAGCUAUACAAAGACCUAAAUGGUCAUACUCCUUCUGAAAGUUGUCCUUAUCAGCCUUUUUACAGCCCAAAAGGGUUUAACAAGCAAACCAAGAAGUGGCUCAGGAAGGGGAAGAUUUAUGAAAGCAAGCAGCAGAAGAAUUUGUUGAAACAGAAUAUUGAAGGUGGAGAAUACAGAGAAAAAUGUUUAGGCGUUCUUGGUACAAAGUUGACCAUUGCUGACAAUAAGUAUCGUGCGAAUUCGAGAUUUAUGAAAAGUCAGGAAGAAAAUUCCUUAAAAUUUACAAAACAGAAGGACUGAAAGGCUAGCAAAGAUUUUGUGGGUAGCUUAAAGCCUAGGAAAAAGAGCCUGCUGCCACAAAUAAAGUCAUCGAUCAAAAAUCUCAACUUUAGUGCUGAUAUUAGUUUGAAUAAUGAAAACAAGAUGGUUCCUUAUUCAAAGAAGUCAUUUCAAUCAAAGCUUCGGAUGCCGAAUAAGUCCAAGAACCGAAGGAUGUAUAGUAUUAAUGACUACGAGCCCAAGGAUCAACAGAACUGUAGGCAUUAUUCUCGGAAUCGUUUUUCCCAUAUGAACCGUAAAGCAUUCUCCUUCUCACCAAUUUUCUAGGCUUCUAACCCAGAAUGGCAAGUAUAAC